AUGAAAAAGUUAAUGAAGUACGCCAGCUUCUUUUACACCGGAGUGGGCAUACAGCCCUAUUCGAAAAGAGGAGAUUCGCCAAAGGACAUGCUCAGAGCCAGCAUUGUAUUUUGGGCCAAUGUGAUCAACUUGACCGUCGUUGGAAUAUGUGAGAGCAUUUACGUAUACGGCGCCUAUAAGGAGAAUAAACUUCUGGAGGCCGUAACCGUGAUGUCUUAUAUUGGCUUCGACAUCGUGGGCCUGAGCAAGAUGUUCUUCAUCCGCUGGAAGAAGGCGGCCAUAACUGAAAUGAUGGAGGAGUUGGAGGAGGUCUACCCAAGGGGUAAAGUUCAGGAGGACAAGUACAACCUUUCGAAGUACAUAGGCUCCUGCUCGAGGAUCAGCCUGAUCUAUUCAUCGCUAUACUCAGUUCUUAUCUGGACCUUUAACUUGUUUUGCAUAAUGGAAUAUUGGGUCUACGAGAAGUGGCUUAACAUUCGGGUGGUGGGAAAAAACUUGCCAUACCUCAUGUACAUUCCUUGGAAGUGGCAGGACAGGUGGUCCUAUUACCCACUGCUCUUCUCGCAGAAUUUUGCAGGAUAUACUGCUGCUGCCGGGCAAAUUUCCACGGAUUUGUUACUCUGUGCAGUGGCCACUCAGUUGAUAAUGCACUUCGACUAUCUCUCAAUGACUAUGGAGGACCAAAAGCUGAGUGGAAAUUGGCAAGAGGACUCGCAAUUCCUGGCGAAUACUGUGAGGUAUCACGAACGGAUCCUUCGUCUUUCGGAUGUGGUCAAUGAUAUAUUCGGGAUUCCACUACUACUCAACUUUAUGGUAUCCUCGUUCGUCAUCUGCUUCGUGGGAUUCCAGAUGACUGUUGGAGUUCCACCCGAUGUGGUUAUAAAGUUGUUCCUGUUCCUCUUCUCGUCGAUGAGCCAGGUUUACUUGAUAUGUCACUAUGGGCAGAUGGUGGCUGAUGCGAGCUAUGGGUUAUCGCUGGCCACUUACAACCAGGACUGGAAUCACGCCGAUGUCCGCUAUAAGCGAGCCCUGGUCAUUAUCAUGGCUCGAGCGCAGAAAGUAACCUUUCUGAAGGCCACUAUCUUUUUGGAUAUAACCAGGUCCACCAUGACAGAUCUGCUUCAAAUAUCAUACAAGUUCUUCGCUCUUCUCCGCACCAUGUAUACCCAAUAGGGAUGACCGGAGGAGAUCCCUAAUCCCUUCUCUAUGUGCCCCUUAUAAUGCUUUCAAAGGCUCAACGCGAACUUAAUUAUGCGGAGGCACGAGCACCACGCAUGUCCAUCGCAGCUUCGACACGGGCAAAAAACGUAGUAAUCAUUUUAGCGCAACGAGCCCGACUGAAAAGGCAAUUCUACGGCUCCACUGGAGAGCGAGAAAAUAUGUUGCUACAAAAGAAAAUUGCAGAGUACAUUUUACACUUCACUGCACACAAGUUGCGCUUAUGAGUUUUCACUGCUUGUUAUGCUCUAGCUGAAAACGGGAACUUGGUUUCCCUCGAAAUUGAAGACAUAAAGCUUCAGUUUAUUUUUGAAUAAAUAGAUUAGAGG
Drosophila takahashii is the source of this 1547-nucleotide messenger RNA. RefSeq names its product Odorant receptor 85b (gene Or85b). NCBI's taxonomy places the organism in Eukaryota, Metazoa, Arthropoda, Insecta, Diptera, Drosophilidae. Gene Ontology annotation, cellular component: plasma membrane. Gene Ontology annotation, molecular function: odorant binding; olfactory receptor activity. Gene Ontology annotation, biological process: detection of chemical stimulus involved in sensory perception of smell; sensory perception of smell. The record is from RefSeq and is a predicted model, not a curated record.